Molecule: messenger RNA, 1194 nt
Organism: Brassica napus (rape)
Lineage: Eukaryota; Viridiplantae; Streptophyta; Magnoliopsida; Brassicales; Brassicaceae
Exons: 4
Coding region: 652-1194 (180 amino acids)
Source: RefSeq, a predicted model, not a curated record
AGACUUACUGUUGGGGAUGGAUUUACAUCCUCCUCAAGGCCCAUUAGACAUUGAACUAGGCUCAUAUUGCUAGGAAGCCCUAGGCUUCAUCUUUUUAUAAAUAAAGAGCUACGUUCUUAUGAGAGGGAGAUCUCUUCUCCAAUUUUACACAUUAAACACUUCAUACAAAAAGCUUAUUGAUUCUUAGAUUUAUUUACACUUGUAAUCAUACAUGUAAUAUAAUCUUUAAUCAAUAAAUUCUUUUUGAUGUUCAUUUUCCAUUUGAUGUCUAUGUUGAUUUCUCUUUAGCCUCAAGAAUCUAAGAAAUUUAUUUCUUAAAUUUUUCAUUGUAUUGUAUGAAUCCGACAAACACACCAUUUUCGGUUCAAACAGUGUCUCAUUUUCAUAAUGAAACAUAACAACAGUUAACAAGUUCUCUUAUAUGCUCAAAAACAGUUAACCAUAGCUACCACACUAUCUGUUAAAUGUGAAUAAAGUCCUUUUAAGCUCUUGUCGCUCUUGAACGGUGGACUAACUUUCUCGGAUAAAAGAGUUGACCGACGGUGCCACGUACAUAAUGAAGUGCCUGAUACGUGGCAACAAGUUACACAUGUCACUCUCUAAACAGAGAAAGAGAGGACACCAGGUGCCAUCCAGAGGUGGUGCUGCUAAAUGUCUUGCUCCAAGAAGGUUUCCAAGAUUACCUCAGAAGACAUUUGGUUGCAGAGAAACGGAAGAGAGAAAAAAUAUAAAUUAAUGGAUUCGCAAGCGCAGUUGCAACGUACUCAUGGUCACCAUCAAGCAGAGGAACAGAAUAGGAUUCACCAUCCAGAGGAAGAGGAGCAUCAUGAGAAAGGACCAGCAAAAGUUGUGAAGAAAGCCAAGGAAAAAGCAAAGAAGAUAAAGAAAGCUCUUACCAAACAUGGUCAUGGUCAUGAACAAGAACUCCACGGUGGUGCGCCAGCACGAGGAAAAGGUCACCACAUUUCGGACCCGGUGGAAGAAGAGUUCUUUCCGGACCCUAUGAAAGAGGAGAUAGUCUCCAGGCAAGAAGUUUUUUACGAGAAGGUCAAAGGGACAGGAGCUAUCGUGAUGAAGAAGCUUCCUUUCUCGGGCACGGACCGGUACAAAGAUGGAGAAACAGCAAGGACAAGACAAGGGCAUCUCAGCCAAAGAAUAGUUAACAGAGAAACUGAGUCCUGGAGAGGGAGAUAA